CACUGCGCAUGUACGAUGGACCUUCGCUUAGAAAAUCUUUCAGUGUGUCUGAGUCCGUGUGGAUGGGCUAGCUGCUGCGGCAGAGACAAGGGACAAGAAAAUACCUGCUUCGGAGCCGGGAGCCUUUCUCCAUUCUGCGAGCGGUAGCCUCCUUUUUGCGACUGACAGAAACUGCUUCACGGAUUUAUUUUUCCAUUGAUUGUCUCCUGGUGGAUUUUUUUUAACACGAGAAAGAAAAACACUAUUAGUUAUUUUUAAAACCGCACUGUUCCGAGCAUCUAGUCCUUUCGUAGCAGACCUUGCACGGAGCAACGCGACCCGCUUCUUAAACACAAGAAGAAGAUGUCAGGCUACCAGGGAAAGAAGAAUAUUCCUCGCAUUACAAGUGAUCGUCUCUUGAUCAAAGGCGGGAAGAUUGUGAACGAUGACCAGUCCUUCUGUGCUGACAUCUACAUGGAGGAUGGCCUUAUCAAACAAAUCGGGGAGAAUUUGAUCGUCCCGGGCGGGGUGAAGACCAUCGAGGCCCACGGGCGCAUGCUGAUCCCCGGGGGCAUUGACGUGCACACGCGCUUCCAGAUGCCCGACCGGGGGAUGACCGCGGCGGACGACUUCUACCAGGGCACCCGCGCCGCCCUGGCGGGGGGCACCACCAUGAUCCUUGAUCAUGUGGUUCCUGAUCCCGGGGCGAGCCUCAUAUCCGCGUUUGAUCAGUGGCGGGAGUGGGCUGACGGCAGGUCGUGCUGCGACUACUCCCUGCACGUGGACAUCACCGAGUGGCACAAGGGCGUCCAGGAGGAGAUGGAGACGCUGGUCAAGGACCACGGGGUGAACUCCUUCCUGGUCUACUUGGCCUAUAAGGAUGUUUUCCAGUUGACAGAUUCACAGGUGUAUGAGGUGUUUGGUGUGAUUCGGGAUCUGGGGGCCAUCGCCCAGGUGCACGCUGAGAAUGGAGACAUCAUAGCGGAGGUGAGUCCCCCUCACUGCCCCCAACAUCUUCUGCCCCUUAACCCCCCCCCCCAACUGCUCUCUCUCUCUCUUUCUCACCGCUCCCGCCCAGGGAUCACCGGCCCGAGGACUCUGAGCCGCCGCAUGACGCGGAGCGGACACGUCCUGAGCCGCCCCGAGGAGGUGGAGGCUGAGGCAGUCAACCGCUCGGUCACGGUGGCCAAUCAGACCAACUGCCCUCUCUACAUCACCAAAGUGAUGAGCAAGAGUGCUGCUGAUGUCAUCGCCAUGGCCAGGAAAAAAGGUACUGUGGUGUACGGGGAGCCAAUCUCUGCCAGCCUGGGCACAGACGGCUCACACUAUUGGAGCAAGAACUGGGCCAAAGCCGCCGCCUACAUCACGUCCCCGCCCCUCAGCCCAGACCCCACCACGCCCGACUAUCUCAACUCGCUGCUCUCCUGUGGGGACCUGCAGGUGACUGGCAGUGCCCACUGCACCUUUAACACUGCCCAGCGUGCAGUGGGCAAGGACGACUUCACCCUCAUCCCCGAGGGCACCAACGGCACCGAGGAACGCCUGUCCCUCAUCUGGGACAAGUGUGUGGUAACAGGGAAGAUGGACGAGAACCAGUUUGUGGCCGUCACCAGCACCAACGCCGCCAAGAUCUUCAACGUGUACCCGCGCAAGGGUCGCAUCGCGGUGGGCUCCGACGCUGACCUGGUGCUGUGGGACCCCGACAUCACCAAAAUCAUCUCUGCCAAGAGCCACAACCUGGCAGUGGAGUAUAACAUCUUUGAGGGGACAGAGGUGCGUGGGGGCCCCCUGGUGGUGAUCAGUCAGGGUAAGAUCGUGCUGGAGGACGGAAACCUUCACACCACCGAGGGCUCUGGCCGUUACAUACCCCGCAAGCCCUUUCCCGACUAUGUCUACAAGAGGAUAAAGGCCCGCAGUAAGCUGGCUGAGUUGAGGGGGGUCCCACGGGGUCUGUACGACGGGCCUGUGUGCGAGGUGUCAGUGACCCCCAAAACCAUCACCCCGGCCUCCUCUGCCAAAACCUCCCCCGCCAAGCAGGCCGCCCAGCCCGUGCGGAACCUGCACCAGUCUGGAUUCAGCCUCUCCGGUGCUCAGAUUGAUGACAACAUCCCUCGACGCAAUACCCAGCGCAUAGUGGCUCCCCCUGGUGGGAGGGCCAACAUCACCAGUCUGGGCUAAGCUCUCUCAUUGGCUGAAAGGGGAAGGGGGUGUGUCAGGAAGUAGGGUGUUGGCCCACAGGCCACGCCCAUUGUCAGAGCUGCAACCCUGAAGAUCCCUGCCUACAAAAGUCCCCUCUCUUCAGUCUUAUCACCCCCCACCCACCCCCUUCACCUCCCCUUCACACCUCCACCCUGAAAUACCCACAAAUCUCUUUGAGUUGACUCAUUUACUGGACACGCACUCUAUUUCAGACUGUAUUGCUUUGUGUUUUAUACUGUAUGAUCUACCGCCGUACAUCAUUUUGCUUUGUUUUGUUUUUAAAGGAAGAGACAAGUGAAACAAGACUGAGCAAUUGUAUUUUUUUCAUUUAUAGAAAGAAAAAAUCGUAUGUUCUGGGCUGUGGUGUCCAUGUUUUGCCUUUAGCCUUGCAAGUAAAGAUAUAGGUUUGUUUUUUUUAUUUAAUGUUUGUCAUCUUUUAUGAGCAUGGAAUAUGACAAGAGUGCUGAAAAUAGAACAUCAGAAUCGCAGGAUGUUGUGUGCAUACGUAUUAUUUUGGGAAAAAGUAUGCAUUGGAGUCUGACUCUUUUGUAAGGUUUUCCUCAUUGUUCAGAAGAGUACACUGUACCUGAUGUAUUUCAUGUAGCCAACGUUCAAGAAUCAAGUCACUGCACAGAACACGUCACCAUGGAGAUAUCAGGAGAAUUAGUUAAGAUUAGAGACUCGCGUUUGAAGAAACAUGAAACCGUUUUGCGUCUGCGUGCUGCAGAUCCUUGUUGAUGCGGAAGGUGAGCGGAGGUUUUGAUCUCUGAGCAGGCGGUGCGAUGGCUGUGAGCACGCGAUGGAGAGCGGCAGUCCUUCUGGCUCAUUUUUCCUCCAAUGCGUUGUUUUACGUAACCUCGUCAUCUCCAGCGGUGGUGCUCGGUGCUCCACCAGAGCGGCGGCUCCUUCGCAAACCGCUCCCCGUGUGCGAGUCUCCGUCUUCGAUCGUCUGAAAUUUCCGACCCCCGAACGUCUGCCUUUAACCUGUGGGCUGGGUGAGUUGCGGAGGUGUUCGCGGCGGUUGGAGCAGCGCGCCGUCCGAAUCGUGGCCUGGGGGCGCUCCCAGCGGUUCGGAAAGGCAGAGCGUGCUCAGCCUCUCGCCCCUCUGGCCCCUUGCGUUUGCUCCCUACUCGUGCCUCAACUGCGUCUGCAGGACCCACAUGAGGUGCAUCGAUAUUUGUAUUAUUACUUAGGUAAGACAAGGCUGUAAAAUACAUUGUGUAUAAAAAAAAAAAUAGUAUUAACCGAUACUAAGGUGCCAGAUCUUUUUAUUAUUAUUAUUAUUAUUAUUAUUGUUCCUCACAUAGUGGUUGUGUAAAAAAAGGAAACAAAAAACUUUUUUAAGGUAGCUUUAUGUGUUGCAUUUUUACGCAGUGUUAUUUGUAUUUCUGAUUCACCUCCCACGGACUAAACAUCUAAAUGGACGUGUGUCAUUCCUGACACUAGAGGCGUUUUCGUGUCUGGGGAAAGGGCCCAGCUGCACGCUGAUCGCUCCCAAUGCAGAGUGAGUAAAAUGGUGGCCACAAGAGGCCGCUUCUUAUUAAGAACGUAAUCCCAUCGCUGUCCUCGCGUCCUCCGCGCGUUUCACGUGUCUUGACCCGCGCUGAACCCUCUCCCUUCGCUGGUGCGAGUGUAACUCCACGGGACAAGUGCGUCAGCCCGGUUCCUUCCUCUGGUUUGUGGUCGUGACAUUCAGUCGCUUGGCUGUGUGCUAGCCCUGUAAACGGUACCUGGGGAUGUCAAGUGACAAAUUCAAACCCCUGGGAAGUGUUGAGUUGGAUUCGCUUGGUUAAUUUGCCUUGGUCGGCAUGCAUGGGCAGUGUGUCCAACUGAUCUCUUCCCCCUCCCCCCCAGGGCGUAAAACUUAAUUACGGGAUAAAUAAAACUGCUCCAAUUAGAGAUCAAUGUGCAAAAAGUUUCAAGGUCACUCUGCUGAAUGAGAGGAACUGUUUUCUUCUUCGCAAAACAGCCCUAGGCAUCCUGUGAAAGUGUUAGUGCAGAAGCAUUGCUCUUGCAUGUAGUGUAUGCCAUGUUGUAAGGACUUUACAGGAGGAGGUGCAUGACGGCGUUGAGGACUCCUGCCUGGUACCUUAUGACCUCCUUCUGUCUCCUCACACACUUAGUCUUUACACCUUUGAGCUCAGUGGUCACUUUAAUCUUCCUUGUUCUCUUUACAUCCAUGCACUUAUAAUCUCAGUGAUUUUUAUUAUGAUUGUUUUUGUUGUGAUUUUAUUAGUAUUUUGUGUUUGUUUGUUUCUUGUUUAUUGUGUUUUUCUCCUUUUGCCUCCGCGCUGAAACGCAGACCGAUGCUAAUGGCUGUGUGAAUUUAGCAUGGGUCUCCCAUUCGCUUGCUUGCUGUUAGAAUGCUGAGAAUCUCAGAGGGGAGGGAACAGGGCCUUAAAGAACAGAGAGGCCCUACACCCCUGCAUAUUCCUGUCUGCUUAUAGGCCUCAAAGAACAGAAAGGCCCUACACCCCUGCAUAUUCCUGUCAGCUUCCAGGGCCUUAAAUAACAGAAAGGCCCUACACCCCUGCAUAUUCCUGUCAGCUUCCAGGGCCUUAAAUAACAGAAAGGCCCUACACCCCUGCAUAUUCCUGUCAGCUUACAGGGCCUUAAAGAACAGAAAGGCCCUACACCCCUGCAUAUUCCUGUCUGCUUAUAGGGCCUCAAAGAACAGAAAGGCCCUACACCCCUGCAUAUUCCUGUCAGCUUCCAGGGCCUUAAAGAACAGAAAGGCCCUACACCCCUGCAUAUUCCUGUCUGCUUACAGGGCCUUAAAUAACAGAAAGGCCCUACACCCCUGCAUAUUCCUGUCUGCUUACAGGGCCUUAAAUAACAGAAAGGCCCUACACCCCUGCAUAUUCCUGUCUGCUUACAGGGCCUUAAAUAACAGAAAGGCCCUACACCCCUGCAUAUUCCUGUCAGCUUACAGGGCCUUAAAGAACAGAAAGACCCUACACCCCUGCAUAUUCCUGUCAGCUGGAUGGAAGUGUUCUUAGAGAAACAGUUUGGAAAGUGUGCACCAGUAGAGUUUGGCAGCAGGGGAAAUGUUUUCCUGCUUUUAUCUCCCCCUCUGGAGGCUUUGUAUCGCUCCAUGCCAUAGUGACAACAUGGGCUAGUGAUUCUAGUCAUUCUCGCCCUGCAUUUUAUUUCCUAUGAGAACUGCAGUUGCCCCUGGCGACCCCUCUGGGCCCUGACGCUGUUAGAGCAACGGAACACCCAAACAGGCACACCCCCUGGCAGACUGCACAACUUUUCCAGCUCAGUCUGAGGGCUUUGGGGUCCCAGAAGGUGCAGGUGCACGGAGGGGCACCGUUAGCCCUAAAUCUUGCACAAAGCUCCCUUCCAUUCCAGUGAACAUGUCAGGACAAGCAGUGGUCUGAGCUGAAUUACUGCAGCAGCUGACCCUCCAGAGAAUGCAAGUGGCAACAAUACAGUGUGCCAGGAUGCUCACUUUGUGUACCCACAAUGCAACGUGGCAGAAUGCUGGGUCCAAGUACUUGCAAUACAACUCUCUACUAAUAUGCAGUAAUGCUUGCCCCCUCCCCCACCCACUGCCACCUCUCACCCCCCUGCUUUGGCCAGCUGUGUAACUCUAUGCUCAUAUGUGAUGUAAGUGCAGCACUGAGAGAAAUUCUUUUGGUCUGAAGGUGAUGUCAUGCUUCCCCCAUUGUAAAAGUGAAAGUGUUGAUGAUGUGUGUUCUCUUAGGCUGUGGGGUUUUGAGGAUGCCUGUCUCUCUGAAAAGUAUCAAAUCCCAUUGAUGGUUACUUAAAUAAUUUCAAAAAUAAAAAACAAACAAAAAACGA
Molecule: messenger RNA, 5985 nt
Organism: Anguilla rostrata (American eel)
Lineage: Eukaryota; Metazoa; Chordata; Actinopteri; Anguilliformes; Anguillidae
Product: dihydropyrimidinase-related protein 2-like
Exons: 14
Coding region: 343-2157 (604 amino acids)
Cellular component (GO): cytoplasm
Molecular function (GO): hydrolase activity, acting on carbon-nitrogen (but not peptide) bonds
Source: RefSeq, a predicted model, not a curated record